ACGAGGAGCAGGAUAUAAGGGAGUAUCGUCCUUCAAAACUGCUGGAUGUCAGUGGUGACCCAAUAUGUCCAUGGGGCAGAUAUGGAGAUACAUGUGACAAAAACUGUUCUAAACGCUGUAGUAUAUCACCUAGCCUGGACAUUAUACACUGUGACAGGGGCAGUGGACGUUGUUCGGAAGGAUGUAUUCCAGGCUGGUAUGAUGAUACAUGCAAUAAAGAAUGCAACACGAAAUGUAUCAACAACACCUGCAAUCACGGAGAUGGAGCGUGUACAAGAGGCUGUAAAGAUGGCGAAAAGGGGAACUUUUGUGAAAUUUCAGGGGAAAAACAUGAAACCAAGGGGAAUGACAGCACAACAUAUCUGUGGAAGAUACUCGUCCCUGUUAUUUGCAUCAUUUUUCUGUUGCUAGUCGCCAUGGUUCAAAUCGGUAUCGUACGUCGAUGCGAAAAUAAUGUGGAAAGGAACGACUAUAUGCCAGUGAGCAACGAAGGAAUAUUGCACGUGUCCCGAGAUGUCAGAGGGUUACUCAAACGGCCAAUUGCUAGCACACUACUCCAUAAGGCCAGUGGUGAAGGGAAUCUGGACCUCGCGAAAGAGAUCCUGAAUGGUGGUUUAUUAAAUGUCAACACCCGAGGGUCGUAUGGAUUGACACCAUUGAUGUGGGCUGCAUUGAAUGGGCACUACUAUGUCUUUGAAUAUCUCAAACAAGAAGGAGGUGAUAUGACACUAAAGGAUAGUGACGGCGAUAGCAUUCUUAGCAUGGCCUGUGUGGGGGGAAAUAUGGACAUAGUAAAGUAUGUAUUCUUACGCGAACCUACCCUUAUAAACAGACAGAGAAGCGACGGAAGAACUGCGUUGAUGUGGGCUGCAUCGCGUGGGAACACAACCGUGUUUGAGUAUCUGUUGGAUAGAAAAGCAACUCCUUCAUUAGAUGAUAAUGAUGGAAACAAUAUCCUUCAUUAUGCCUGUUAUGGAGGACACAUUGACAUUGUGAAAUGUGUCAUCGAUCAGACAACACUUAAUAUCAACACUAGCGACUUACUUGGAAGAACAGCAUUAAUGAUAGCAGCUACGUACGGACAUAAAGAAGUGUUUGACUUACUUGUUGGGAAAGACAGUGACGACAUAUCACACAAAGAUAAGGAAGGAAACAAUAUACUCCAUGCAGCAUGCCGUGGAGGACAUGUGGAGAUGGUGAAGCACAUCCUGUCACAGGGCCUGGUGGACAUCAACAGCCAAGGACAGGAAGGGAAGACACCGCUGUUGUUGGCAGUACAUUGGGAACAAGGAGCAGUGUUUAACUUACUUGUGAGCAGAAAAGCUGAUCUAUUACAAGUGGAUUAUAACGGAAACAACAUCCUUCAUCUGGCCUGCGAAAUAGGAAGCAUGGAGAUUGUGAAGUAUGUUAUGUCACAGAAGAGUCUUGACAUUAAAGCAAGAAACAUACAAGGUGAAACAGCUUCCAUGGUGGCAAAACGCAAGCACCACAUGGAUUUGUAUAACUUCCUCGUGUCAAAAGAAGGUUAAGUAUGGCGAAUUACAUAACACGCCCACGAAAGUCCAGAACAUGUUAUUAGUGAUGUGGGUAUGAAUAAAUAUGGAUGAAACUUGAUGUGUUAUUCAAAACAGUAAAGACAACACAGCGAAAAGAUUAGCUCCUCAUUAUGACAAUGAAGAAUCUUUUUGAUUUUGGGUACGCCAGAAACAUUUGAUCGUGUGUCCGAAUCCCCGUUCGCUCCAGUUCUAUUCCUAGGUUGGUCAGCACAUUCUUGUGCUCGAGGAUUUCACCUGAGACAUGUGUCAUAGCGACCGAUUUGGGACAACCUUUGUCUGAAAUGAACAAUCAAUUCCAAAGGUUCAUUACAUUACCCUGUAUAGUCCGUCAACCUAACUUUUGGACACCGUUUUUCUCAAUUUAAUUCUAAUUAGUUCAAAUUCAUGUAAUAAUAUGUAAACACAUCGAAAUAUUUCCCUGAGCUUUAAUAGAAACCAAUGUUUAAAACUUUUUCAACACUUGUGAAAAAGAUGCAGGGUAGAAUGGGUCUUCAGCAAACCAUGCUUGCAAUAAAAGGCGACUGUGCUUGUCGUAAAAGCCGACUAACGGGAUCGGGUGAUCAGGCUCGCUGACUUGGUUGGUUGAUGCAUGUAAUCGAUCCAAAUUGCGUGUGAAACGUCAUCGGAAGUUUGACAUCUUUGCUUGUACAUGUUUCACUAAUACUCCAACUUGAGGUACGAUUGUGUAAGGUGUCCAUCUGUAAAUAAGCACAUUUUUGGAAUUUUAUGUUUACUGUCUGGUGCUGACACUCGUUGGAAACAACUGUUUCUCAGUGUCGAUCUCGCAUGCAAUUUUCUCAUACCAAGCACUGACAACACGCAGGCUUAAUACAUGUCUGAUCUUAUUUUUCAUAUCCUUCUACUUCUAUUUCGUGUAUGUAAUAAUAUCGCUUACAUGUGCACGUGUCUGUGACAAUCUCACAGGGUGACUCUUCAGUGUUGUUGUUUCUUACUUACUUACUUUACUUACUUUUGAGAUUUAACGUGCGCUUUCCGACUGAUGCGUAUUUCGCACACGGGCCCGGCCAGGCCAUUUAAUGUGUUUCCGAAAGGGGCGAAAGUGGAUGUUGUUUCUUUAGUUAGUUCGUAUUUAUACCUUUUUAUAGUUAUUUUGGUUUGUGUCAACAUUAUAAUAAUAUCGCCUGAGGUACCUGUCUUGCUAAACAGUCCUUUGUUACAGUAUGUAGUGUCUAUUGUUAUUAGGACUUGUGUGGGCAUCGUUUACUGCAAUACAUGAACGCUGAGUCGCAUUUACAUCUUUACAUGUUUGUCAACUGUGUGUUGUGUAAUGUUUGAUUAUAGAUGUGUUGAAAUUUGGAAUUAUCUUUGAUUUCAGUUUUGAGCACACCAACAGAGAUCGUAUAAAAUAUUGAUUAUAUCUAAUAUUUAUAUUUUGUUAUCACGAUUGUUCAUAUGUGUUAGGUUACACAGUUUGCUUCAAAGGUAUUGCGUUUUUUUAAGAAUUAUGAGAAAGGACAUAUUUGCCUUGUAAUUGUAGAUUCUUUCAUGCAACUUACUACACAGUUGUAACUUAUUUAUAACUUGCUUCUCGUUACUUAGAACUUUGAAUAAAACAAGACAUUA
Haliotis rufescens (red abalone) is the source of this 3140-nucleotide messenger RNA. Its product is annotated as ankyrin repeat domain-containing protein 50-like. Lineage: Eukaryota; Metazoa; Mollusca; Gastropoda; Lepetellida; Haliotidae. Gene Ontology annotation, molecular function: protein binding. The coding region runs from base 417 to 1529 and encodes 370 amino acids. The record is from RefSeq and is a predicted model, not a curated record. The transcript is spliced from 7 exons.